Dictyostelium purpureum is the source of this 849-nucleotide messenger RNA. RefSeq lists its product as uncharacterized. Gene Ontology annotation, biological process: sexual reproduction. Bases 1 to 849 code for a protein of 282 amino acids. The transcript has a single exon. The record is from RefSeq and is a predicted model, not a curated record. NCBI's taxonomy places the organism in Eukaryota, Evosea, Eumycetozoa, Dictyosteliales, Dictyosteliaceae.
AUGAAAAUUAUAAAUUCAUUAUUAUUAUUAUUAGUAAUUUUACAAUUGUUAUCAAGCAGUAUUUCUGUGAUUGCAAGCAGCGAUGAAUCAGCACUGGAUUCUUCAGAACAAUCACUUUUAUGUCCAGGUGUCCCGAUGUGUGGUGGUCCAGAACAAGGAGAGUGCAUUAAUCAAAUGUGUAGAUGCCAUUAUCCAUGGGUUGGAUUUGAUUGUUUAAGUAAAAUUAUAAUAAUAGAUCCACCCACACUCCCACCCGGCGUUCCUUCAAUAUGUGUAGAUAUUUGCAAUGGCCAUGGUAGAUGUAGUUCUGAUAAUUUAUGCAUAUGUGAUAUGGGCUGGGGAGGUCCAUAUUGCAACACAUCAUUAUCAUCAUCAUCAUCAUCGUCAAUUGUCCCACCAAUUCUAGAUCCUAUAAUUGUUUGUAAUAGUACCAAUAAUGGUUUGGUUGUCGAUAGUUAUACAGGCAUCAACUGCACAGCCAAUGGUCCAAUGGAAUGCGUAGACAAUUACAGUGGUUCGACAUGCUCAACCGAAAAUCAAGGAAGCAGCAGUAUCAAAUGCACUGUUGGUUCACAUAUGUCGUCCAGUCAAAGACAUUCCAUUACUUGUAUUGGUAGUGAUAUUAAAUGCGUAUCAUCAUUUGUCAGAUGUGGUGUCAAAUUAUCAGCUCCUGGUAGCUUAUAUGUCAAUGAUAUCCAAACUAAUUCAAAUAUUGUAAUGUUUAAUCAAGACAGCGAGCAAAUUUAUUUGGGGGAAAAAUCUGAAACAUCUUCAGUUUUUAGUCAAUUUAAUAUAUUAUCUAUUUUAUCAUUAUCAUUUUUGUUAUUAUCUAUUUUUUUAACCCAAUAA